UCGGGGUGAAUGGCAAAUUCAGGCUGCAACACGUGCGCGCUGUAUUAUAUUCUGAAAUUCUGUUUUUAACCAGUAAAGUAUAUUAAGAAGGCAAUUUUUACUGCAUUAUGUCGAUUCGGGAGAAGCUGCUGAUGAAGAAGAUUGUAAAGCGGGAGAAGAAGAAGAAGGAGCUCUCGCAGAAAAAGGGUAAAAACAAGCCACAAGUCCAAGAGCCACAAAAACAAAAUGGGAAUAAGCCCAGUAAGAACCAGCCGAAGCCAAGCAAAAAGCUUGUGGAAAAGGAAGAGGACGAUGAUUUAGAGGAGGAUUUCCAAGAGGCGCCGCUGCCAAAGAAGAAACAACAGAAAAAGCCGCCAAAGAAGCAACAAAUUCAGGUGGCCAACUCGGAUUCAGAUUCUGAUGAAGCUGAGGAGGAAGAAGAAGACGAGGAUGUGGACGACGAAGUAGAAGAUGAGGAGGAUGAGGAUGUAGCGAGCGGCAGUGAAGACGAUGAACAGCAAGAAGAUGAAGAUGAGCCCGUGCCCGCCAAGAAGUCCAAGCUGUUGCCCAACAAAUCCAAGCCACAGAACGGCAAACCAACGAAAGACGAUGAGCCAUUUACUGUGGAAUCCUCUCUAGCUGCCUUGGAUUACCGGGACUCGGAUGAUCGGAGCUUUGCCUCAUUGAAAGGAGCCGUUUCCGAGGCCACAUUGCGAGCCGUCAAAGAAAUGGGCUUCACUGAAAUGACGGAGAUCCAGGCAAAAUCCCUUACACCCCUGCUAAAAGGUCGCGACCUUGUGGGUGCUGCCCAGACGGGUUCCGGCAAAACCUUAGCCUUCCUUAUUCCCGCCGUCGAGCUGAUAAACAAACUGCGUUUUAUGCCACGCAAUGGUACCGGUGUGAUCAUCAUCUCUCCGACGAGAGAGCUGUCCAUGCAGACAUUCGGAGUACUCAAGGAGCUGAUGGCGCACCACCACCACACCUACGGCUUGGUAAUGGGCGGUUCCAAUCGCCAGGUGGAAAGCGAGAAGCUGGGCAAGGGCAUCAACAUUCUGGUGGCCACACCGGGUCGUCUUCUGGAUCAUCUGCAAAACUCUCCCGAUUUUCUGUACAAGAACUUGCAGUGCCUGAUUAUUGAUGAAGUGGAUCGGAUACUGGAGAUUGGUUUCGAGGAGGAAUUGAAGCAGAUUAUCAAUCUUCUGCCAAAACGCCGCCAGACAAUGCUGUUUUCGGCAACGCAAACGGCUCGCAUCGAAGCCCUGUCCAAGUUGGCACUGAAGUCGGAACCCAUCUAUGUGGGCGUGCACGAUAACCAGGACACUGCGACCGUCGAUGGACUCGAACAGGGAUACAUCGUUUGCCCCUCAGAAAAACGGCUGCUUGUCCUCUUCACUUUCCUCAAGAAGAAUCGCAAGAAGAAGGUUAUGGUGUUCUUUUCGUCUUGCAUGUCUGUCAAGUACCACCACGAACUCUUCAACUACAUUGACCUGCCGGUGACCUCCAUCCAUGGCAAGCAGAAGCAGACGAAACGAACGACCACCUUCUUCCAGUUCUGCAACGCCGAGUCGGGAAUUCUGCUGUGCACUGAUGUGGCGGCUCGUGGACUGGACAUUCCGCAGGUGGACUGGAUCGUGCAGUACGAUCCCCCAGAUGAUCCCCGCGAGUAUAUUCACAGGGUGGGCCGAACGGCCAGAGGAUCGGGCACCUCGGGUCACGCUUUGCUUUUAAUGCGACCUGAGGAGCUGGGCUUCCUGCGCUACCUUAAGGCCGCCAAGGUGCCGCUCAACGAGUUCGAGUUCUCCUGGCAAAAGAUUGCCGAUAUUCAACUGCAGUUGGAGAAGCUGAUCGCCAAGAACUACUUCCUCAACCAGUCGGCCAAGGAGGCGUUCAAGUCAUACGUGCGUGCCUACGAUUCGCACCAGCUGAAGCAGAUCUUCAACGUGAACACCUUGGACCUGCAGGCGGUUGCGAAGAGCUUUGGAUUCCUAGUGCCGCCCGUGGUCGACCUGAAAGUGGGCGCGGCUAAGCGAGAGCGACCCGAGAAGCGGGUGGGCGGUGGCGGAUUCGGAUUCUACAAGCAGAUGAACGAGGGAUCGGCCUCCAAGCAGCGACACUUCAAGCAGGUCAACCGAGACCAGGCCAAGAAGUUUAUGCGUUAGUUGUAGAUCUAGGCAGAGAUACCAUUGCGAUUGUAAAUCUGCUUCUUUAUUUCAGUGUGUAUACAUAUAGGCAAAAGAUAUAAAAGUAAAUGUUUCCAUUUCACGAA
Messenger RNA from Drosophila ficusphila, 2245 nucleotides. RefSeq names its product probable ATP-dependent RNA helicase pitchoune (gene pit). Bases 108 to 2138 code for a protein of 676 amino acids. Lineage: Eukaryota; Metazoa; Arthropoda; Insecta; Diptera; Drosophilidae. The transcript is spliced from 5 exons. Gene Ontology annotation, biological process: maturation of LSU-rRNA from tricistronic rRNA transcript (SSU-rRNA, 5.8S rRNA, LSU-rRNA). Gene Ontology annotation, molecular function: RNA helicase activity; nucleic acid binding; ATP binding. The record is from RefSeq and is a predicted model, not a curated record. Gene Ontology annotation, cellular component: nucleolus.